Molecule: messenger RNA, 5121 nt
Organism: Mesocestoides corti
Lineage: Eukaryota; Metazoa; Platyhelminthes; Cestoda; Cyclophyllidea; Mesocestoididae
Source: the annotation of a GenBank genome assembly
AUGGAAUCGCUACCUACCAAACCAGAGGCCUUGGAGUCGACUGUUGGCGAUCAUCCCACAAACUCACCAACACCGCGUAGACGUGGCCGUCCUAGGACGUCCUCAUCAGUCAGCGUAAGCGCCGCAAAACGUCGACGGGAUUCUUCGGUCGUCAAGUCUCAUCGUGGUGGUAAUCGAGGGGGCGGAAAAAGUAGUGGCCGGGGACGUGGUCGAGGCACCGCUAGGACCAAAGCUGCGAAGUCUGCUGUCGGAGAAAAUGACGAGGCGGCAGAAGAUUUCACCGUUCUCGCUGCUUCAGCUCUCGACUAUGCUGAAGAUUCCUCAGCCCCUGAGGAUGACGAUGACGUCGACGACGCUGGUAGCGACUAUGUUCCUGAAGGGGGGGAAGCUGAUCAUAAUGAUGGGGAUGAUGAUGAUGAUGAUGAAGAAGAAGAAUUAUAUGAUCCGGAAGAGGACGAGGAGUAUGGAGGAAGUUCAUCACGAAAGCGUCGUCGUACGAAAAAAUCAGGUGGUCUAGCUACGAAUCAAGAGGAUGAUGAAUUUGACAUCAGUGAUUAUGAGGAUGAUGAUGACGGCAUGCAAGAAAGCCGUGUACAUUUGAUGAACGAAGUAUGUGCAAUGCAGGGUUCAGGGAAACGCGAUAAACCAAUGAGUCUAUUCUCAGACAUAGCUGCGGCUGCUGUUGCAGCGGCAGCUGCAAAUACUAGUGGUGAUGGUGCCGAAAAAGAUAUCUAUGACUUUGACGCUCAAAGUAUUGCUUCGGACAAGCGGUUCAAAAAGAUGCGCCAGGCAGCCGCUGCACGACAGGCGCGUAAAUCAGCUGGUGUCGGUAGUAGCUCUGCUCGCGGGCGACCAGUCCGCCCGGCAACUCACGUCGGUGCGAGUUGGGGAUCUAAUAUAUACAGUGCGCUCGCAACUUCCCUUAAAACUCGAGCAGAUCUUGAUGUUUACACUAAUUUUCUCAAAUGCCCGUAUCUGAACAAUUUCCUAGAUUCUAUGUUUGUUGAUAUGUGUCGCCCAAGUAACCAACAUAUGGGGCUGUUUUUUGGUCCCUCCGCGAGCUUACAGAGCCUCAUGGGUCGUGUCAAUGACCCAGAUCGGGUGGUGGAAUUGCUUCACGCAUUUAUGUCUAAGUCUUACGACGCAUUGGCGAAUCGUAUCGUCUGGUUUGCGCCGAUAAUUCACCAACAACCCGUUCCUCUUUCAAACAUGUCCUCAUUUGAUGAUCGGUUAUCUGCCCUAUCAGAAAGCCUCGAUCCAGAGAUGAGAAUCGAACCUGCCUAUAUACUUGAGGGAAACCUCAAUGUACUUGUACAGACGGGUGCACCAUUCACUGACCUAGAGGUCUCUCUUAUUCAGCACACUGCAAUCAAUAGUGCUGGUCAUAUGGGUCGCUUUAUGACCGAUGUGCAUCAGAUUGUGCUGUCUAACGAUUUCUGGGACCAAUUGAACGAUCUAGUUGCUCUUCCUUACGAAAAGAUCAUAAGCUACGCUGAAAGAAGCACUACAGCCACAGAUGGGGAUGCUUCAGUCAAUCUCGAAGCAAUCGAACCACCAUGUCUACAUAGGAUCAUCGCUGCUGUGAAUAGUGAAAACAAGCUACUGGGCAUAGCAUCGACAGAUACGUGGGAUCGCACUAAUGUUCCACUAUCUCGAAAGCGCCGAACACUGACCUUUGAAAAUCUUCAAAGGGGUUCCCUUCAGCUAUCUGAGGUUGAUCGUUCGUCCCUGGUUAACGACGAGCUCCCUAUUGAGCUAGAUACCUAUGGGGUCCUCGAGCAUGUCAUUGAUGAUGUUGCAAAGAUGCGUGCUCAUGAAGAGGAAUCUGCAGAAUCGUCGUCUCGCACUUCGCCAGAAAUUGGCCGCAUCCAUUUAAUGGACUGCUUUUUGUUGAAACCAAACAGCCGAAAAGACGCACUAAUCUUAGUGUGCUACGAGUCUAGCGCCAGCCCCCCGAUGCCGAAUCCAAGUCCCGUUGGAUGCAGCCCCUUCAAGGUGUACUCACUCGUUAGCGAAGAGAAUUUCUUUUUUUCUCGCUUUGGUAUCACUUCAGAUUCCCCUGCUCUAAUGGAUGGCAUGUUUACCGCUGACCCUGAGGCCAUAGUAGAACGCAAAUCCGUAGUCAUCGUACCUGACCUAGUAUUUAAUAGCUUGCGCUCAAUUGCUCUUCGUGAAGUUGUUGCGUCGAGCGGUACAGCUAUCGUCAACGCUGUGCUAACAAAUAUAAACACUACCGUAGAGGCACCUAGCCUCUACCGGUGUUCUAAAUUUAUUCUUGUUGAUAGUCAACGCCGUGUACCAUUGGCAAUUGUCUUUGAGGUGCCGAUUCGUUUGUCUUGGACAACAGAUGCUACUGAAUGUGCUGUGCAUUCUCUCGAUACCGCAUCUUUAAACGCGAAGUUUGGUUCAGUUACUGUGGAAUCUUUGAAAGCGGCGGAACGGAAAUUCUCUUCAAAGAUUACCGAGUGUCGUUUGGUGGUUAUCAAUGGCCUUCUUUACGCUCUGCAGGUAGACGAGAACCGAGUUCUUCAGCGGAUAGUAGAGUUACUCCCUGCAGGCUAUGGGAACGUGACAGGUCACCCGGACCACAUUUCAUUGGCACCCCAAGCUGUCACCGGCGAUGCCCGCGCCUGUUCUGCAUUUCUUCGUAUCUUUAAUGAAGAAAGCUCUACUUCCUCUGUGUUCCCCGCUGUAUAUUUGCCCCACUUCGGUCAGCAGACUCUCGUAGAUCAAGUAACCAGCUUCUGCGACGAGUUAGUGGAUCAUAUUUAUACCAGUCCCCUGUCAUUCUCCUUGUACGAUGUUGUUUUCCGGAUGGCUCUCAAACAUACCCCCAAAAUGUUAGCAAGACAGCACCACGAGGCGGCUGAGGCUGCUGCAGCUGCGUCGGCAGCGGCGAAUCCAGACGAUCCUCCUCCUCCACCAGUCCCUAUGCCCGAACAUUGGGGCGUCUGUUCAAUUUGCUCGAAAGAACUUCAUUCUGUCAGUGGCCUUCUAGAGCACGAACUGCGUCAUAUCGGACUGACCAAAUUCCGCUGCCCUGAACAUGGUCGCUGUUUUAUGGAUCGGCGUGCGCUGGUUACCCACAUGCAGGAACACGCCGGUGGUGUGAUAAAGCCUGAUGAUGAUGAUGAUGGUGGCUUUAAUGAAACAAUGGUGGGGGAAGAAGAAAUUAAAUUCAUCCCUGGCCUAACGAAUGUUUUCGCCAAAAGUUCCCUUCUCUCUGGUCGUAUGGAAUCACCCCAGUGUGAUAAUUGUCAUGAUUUUUUCCCUACUGCGGACGUUAUGGCGCAGCAUUUGGAAAUUUGUGAUGGCAUUUCUUUUAGUAAUCGCAGUCCCAUUGAGCAGACAUCUGAUUCUGUUCCUGUUACGGUGAUGAAAGACGGGGAGAAAUCAGUUUGCGGCAUAUGUGGACAAGCAGUGGAUGAGAUUAAACAACACUUCACCGACGUACAUUUAACGUGUGUGCUGUGCCGUGCUCAACUGCACACCAUAGAAGAGCUCUCUUACCACUACAAAGUUCACGUAGAGAGCAGCGGCACCACACAUCCAGAGACUUCAAGCAAGCUUAACGAGGUGUCUACUUGUGAAACCUGCUUAAAUUUCUAUAGCUCCAAGCACAAUUAUUAUUUCCACCAGUGGGCCGAACAUGGUGUUAUAUUCAAGCAAAACCCAUCCACAGGUGCCCUUGGUCCUGUGCAGGUUCGUGAACCCCGUAAUAAGCAAGUUGAUGAUGAGGCUCUGACGAAAUUGAAGUGCAAGUUCUGCCAGUUUGUCUGUCCGUGCCCCGGCAAACAGUAUGUUGAUCAUCUUCAAUCUGCACAUGACAUCAUCACUGAUGUCGCGCUUGUGUGUCGCUUCUGUGCGGCGAUAUUUCCCAAUCCUGAAAACUUGUCCAACCACCUCCAGUCGUCACACGCUCCUCUGUCAGAUUAUAACAAUGCUGGGCCACAGACCGUCUACAGGUGUGAUAUGUGUGCUGACACGCCAUUUUAUUCUUUCCACAAGGGCAUGUUGGACCAUGCUCGUGAGGUGCAUAACACUCUUACACCAAACAUGUACGAGUGCCCCCAUUGCCGUGAGCGCUUUUCUGACCGACGGAUCUACAGACAGCAUCUUGAGAAACACGCCGAAGGUGUGUUGCAUCCCUGUACUGAGUGUGGUAAGGAGUUCCGCUCGAAACAGGCUCUGAUGCACCACAUUCAAAUGCGUCAUGACUCGGAGUGGGACCAAGGGCCAGCUACGUGUGAGCACUGUGGAAUAACGUAUCCGAAACGCUCAGCUCUAAAAUAUCACAUUGCUAGGAUGCACAAUCUAGAAUUACUUCAUGAAUGCCCUGUUUGCCAACAACGUUUUCGUAUUGAGACGUACUUGCGCCGCCACAUGAAGGAGACGCAUAGUGGUCCCAUCAAAUGCGAAAUCUGCCAGAAGCAAUGCGCUAACCUCCGUUGUUAUUCGCAACAUCGUCAGAAGCACUUUAGAGACAAAAUCUUCCAGUGUACUGAAUGCUCAGUGUCUUUCAAGAGCAAAACCGCGAUGCGUCGUCACGUUCGUGUGGAACACAUGCAGCUUGGUCCGGAGAAGUUUGAGUGUCAAAUCUGUGGCAAGAUUGUUACUCAAAUUGGAAUGCACAUGCUGACGCACAAGGAUGCACGUUUCAAGUGUAUCUAUUGCGACAAGCAAUUCACCAAAUCAGUCUACUAUAAUGAACACGUUCGCAUCCAUUUGGGUCAACUGCCUUUCGAAUGUCAUAUUUGUGGGCGUCGCUUCAACAAGAAGUCAAACCUCAAUGUUCACCUCAAAUUCCACGAAAAGCACCGUGAUGAGGAUGGGAACUACUUACAACUGAAAGCUCGUGGACGUGUAAGUAUUAUGUUUGGAGAUGCAAACCUGACACCAGAGGAACGCGCGGCGAAGAAUGCUGCACUGAAGAACAGGUCGAAUAAGCCCACGCAAAGCGUCGCUGUCGGUCCCGACCUCCCGGGGGCCUUUAAUGUGGGCGGGCCUGCUGGAUCGGCCUCGGAUGCCUGUGCCAAGGCCUGUGGUGGGCACCUGGCCGAUGUCGUCGGGCUGCGACCUCUCACUAGUCAACCCGUCGCUUUGUCUCUUCGUGGGUGUUGA